This is a messenger RNA of Chiloscyllium plagiosum (whitespotted bambooshark), 1570 nucleotides long. The record is from RefSeq and is a predicted model, not a curated record. NCBI's taxonomy places the organism in Eukaryota, Metazoa, Chordata, Chondrichthyes, Orectolobiformes, Hemiscylliidae.
GCCCCGCCCCUGAACCCGCGGACGCCCCACCCUCUGAGCCCGGGGCCUCUGUCUCGGUCCCAGGAAAACGCCAUGAGCAGAAUUUACGAGGAUAAAGCGUUAGCGAACAGACCGGUGAUCGCGGAGUCGGUACCGGGGGGUUGGGAGCCGGCUCAGAUGCAGCGCGGCCCUGGGGUGGUGCUGGAGGGAAAACUGCGGGCCAUCAGUCGCCAUCAAAUCAUCAAGAGCGGAAAGAGCACGCAUCGUUAUUUCAUUCUUUAUAUUGAACCAACAAGGAUCCAUAAAAGGCAGUUUGAUUCUGCUGGUGUGGAGAUUGAACCAAAUUUCAGUGAAACUAAAAUGGUCAACACUGGCUAUUUGAUGUCUUCCUUCAAGGUGGAACCAGCGGGACAGACAGAUAAGAUUUCAGUUGAAGAUCUGAAGCAAUUGAUUAAUAAACCAGAGCUUAUUAAAAUCUCAGAGAAACACACCCCCAGUCACAGCUUGGCAUUCUGGAUCUUGGAGGGAGAGAUGGAAAACAUUGAGCUGGAAGUUGAAGAUGGAUUACGACUGAAAACCCUGGGGGACAGUCCUUUUAUUUUUUCACUGGCCAAAAUGGAUGCUGGAACUGUGACUAAAUGCAACUUUGCAGGAGGUGAAAAGGUGGGAACUUCUUGGACUGACAAUGUAUUUGCUGCAAAGUGCAAAACUGAGCAAGAGGCCAAAACUUGCACCCAGGGAGAAGGCGUUGAUGAGGAUGAAUGGUCAGAGGACAUGCAACAGCAGAUCAUCCGAGAGACGUUCCAUCUAGUCUCCAGGAGAGAUGAAAAUGUCUGCAACUUUUUGGAAGGUGGCAGUUUGAUCGGUGGGUCUGACUACAAGCUGAUAUAUCGACACUAUGCUACUCUCUACUUCCUGUUCUGUGUUGACUCGUCUGAGAGUGAAUUGGGAAUUCUGGAUUUGAUACAGGUAUUUGUGGAAACAUUGGACAAGUGUUUUGAGAAUGUCUGUGAGCUGGACCUUAUAUUCCAUAUGGAUAAGGUUCAUUGUAUUCUUCAGGAGGUGGUAAUGGGAGGAAUGGUCCUAGAGACUAACAUGACUGAGAUUGUGUCACAGGUUGAGGCACAGACUAAACUUGAAAAAUCUGAGGCUGGCUUCUCUGGAGCUCCUGCUCGUGCAGUCUCUGCUGUCAAGAACAUCAAUCUGCCAGAUAUCCCACGUAACAUCAAAGUUUCAAAUCUGUCUCCAUUUGUGUAGGACAGUUCAUAUUAAUGAUACCUGGUCAGCCAUUAUAUUCGCCUGUAAAUACUGAGAGCUUUCUCACAUCAGCUUUUCAUUUGAAGGUUGUUAUUGUAAAAAUACAAUGGCUUGUGGUGGUUUUUCCAUUGCAACCUCUAUCAAAUUCUAAAGUGUUAAAAAAUUUAAUGCAGAUAUUAUUCCAUUUGGUGUGUGAGCCCUUGCAUUUGGCAUAACACAGGAGCACUUUAAACAUUUAGAUUAGAUUAGAUUCCCUACAGUAUGGAAACAGACCCUUCGGCCCAACAAGUCCACACCGACCCUCCGAAGAGUAACCCACCCAGACCCAUUCCCC